UUCAACUCUCCGCUACGUCCGCGCGGUCCGUCCCUCGAGGGUGGCAACUGCAAGUUCACAACGGGGUAGCUUGAGACAGGUUGUAGAAGUCCUGCGUUCUUCGACCAGUCGAGGUUGGAUUUAAUUCUCUCGGAUUUGGUCUAAAUUGCCGGUCAGUCAAACAGUUAAACGGGCAGCAGUGCAGGUCAAGACACAGAAUGACUGCAUUGCAUCGUCUGGGGCAGUGUCACUUCACGCGCCUUGCUAUAUCUCAUUUUCACACAAGCAGCCAUGCCUCUGCCAAACAGCACUACAAAAUGCUUGUGCUGGGAGGAGGAAGUGGGGGAAUUUCAAUGAGUGCACGAAUGAAGAGGAUGAUGGGAGCUGAGAAUGUGGCUGUUGUGGAGCCCAGUGAGAUGCACUACUAUCAGCCAAUAUGGACCCUGGUUGGUGCUGGUGCAAAAACCUUAACCUCAUCCGGUCGUUCCACUGCAAGUGUUAUGCCAUCUGGAGUGAAGUGGGUGAAAUCUAAAGUUCAGGAAAUAAACCCAGACACAAAUACUGUACGCACAGAUGAUGGGACUGAAAUCUCCUAUGAGUAUUUGAUUGUGGCUCUUGGUUUACAACUGCAUUUUGAAAAGAUCAAAGGACUGCCAGAAGGAUUUGAACAUCCAAAGAUUGGGUCAAACUACUCAGUCCAAACUGUGGAGAAAACGUGGAAAGCACUGCAGAACUUCAAAGAGGGCAACGCUGUGUUCACUUUCCCAAAUACUCCUGUGAAAUGUGCUGGAGCUCCACAGAAGAUUAUGUAUCUAACAGAUGCCUUUCUCAGAAAAACAGGAAAAAGGAACAAGGCCAAUAUAAUAUACAACACAUCUCUACCUGUGCUCUUUGGGAUAAAGAAAUAUGCUGACUCAUUGUGGGACAUAGUGAAACUGCGUGACCUAAAAGUGAACCUUAGGCAAAACCUGAUUGAAGUGCGGGCAGACAAGAAAGAAGCUGUAUUUGAAAAUCUUGACAAACCAGGCGAAACCAAAGUGUUUGAGUAUGAAAUGCUUCAUGUCACACCACCAAUGGGACCAAAUUUGGUGAUUAAAGGCAGUCCGCUGGCAGAUGAAGCUGGCUGGUUGGAUCUCAACAAAGACCACCUACAACAUAAGAAGUAUCCCAAUGUGUUUGGCAUUGGAGACUGUACCAACCUGCCCACAGCCAAAACGGCCGCUGCUGUCGCUGCACAGACUGCCAUCUUAAACAGAACCAUCAGCAGAAUACUGAAAAAUGAAAAGCCAGAUAAGACGUAUGAUGGCUACACCUCAUGUCCAUUGGUUACAAGCUACAACACAGUGAUUCUAGCAGAGUUUGACUACAAUGGACAACCACUGGAAACAUUCCCCAUCAACCAAGCCAAAGAAAGAAGAACCAUGUACCACAUGAAAGCUGAUGUGAUGCCUCACCUCUAUUGGCAUGGGCUUCUACGGGGUCUGUGGGGUGGACCAGGACCAUACAGGAAACUCUUUCAUCUUGGGAUGAAAUGAAACGUCACCAUCAGUUUGCAAGUAAAUAGCUAUAUUCCCUAAACUAUUAGGGAAAGAAGUAGCACAUUAAAUCCAUCAUGCUCAAAAAGUGUGGACACAUACUGUAUGGUGGCCAGUGGGGUGAUAAUAUGCAUGACCUGGACAUCAUGAUUAAUCACAACAAGUUUGAUGAAGUUAUCGUGAAUAUUUUCAAUAUCCAGGUUUAGUUAAACCUGCAUUAAGUGGUGCAUUGAUAUUACCGUGGAAUAAAAUUAUUCUCUGUGAUGAGAAAUUAGAAAACACUAAAAAAACACUCCCCUCUUCAGUUCUAUGUGGCUUUCAGCUACUUAAAUGGCAAUCUUUUGGCGGCACAUUGAAUGUAAGGUCUUGCUGCGGUCAUCCACUCAAUUACUCAACCAGCAGUGAGAUGUCAUAGGAGCCUAGAACAAAGGUUUGUAGAACAUUCUUUGAUUUGCCCCCGUACCAGUGUACCUUUUUAAAAGUGAGACUUUUAUAAGUCUCACAGCCUAACUGAAGUUAGCCAAGCUCUUCUUCCCUACUUGCUGCAGAGUAUAUAUAAUGUAGGUUAUGUUGCCCAUGGUCAUAAUAAACUGACCCAAUUUGGGUAUUUUUAAUUGGCACAUAACAUAAAUAAACAAUUGUUUUGGUUUAUUAUGUUUUUGGUAUAUUACGUGAUCAUUUGGGUUUUUUUCAGGAUAUUGGCGGGAUGCUCAACGCUAUAGCUGUAAUCGUUGACAGUAGUCCCUAAUUACAGUAUACAAAAUAUAGUCUUUUUCAGAUUGCUGCACUAACAAUUUUGUAUAUUAUUGGAAGUCAGUUAUUGUGUGUAUAUUUUCUUGCCAUUUUAGGAUGUUGAUGGUCUUCAAGUUUGUCUCUAGCUUAAAUGCUAUAGCAUCCAGUCUGUGAAAAUGUGUUUUUUUUUUUUCACAGUAACGUUAAUUAUUUGUACGAGUGAUUUUCUUUGGGUAUGCUUGACCAAUUAACAUGCAAGUUCUUUUCAUACACCUAAACAUCAAUGUCAGAAAUAUAGUUUUGUACAUGGUGAUUAUUUUUUCACAAGUGCUUAACUGAGAUAUUAAACAUCUUGAUGAUUAUACAAUCA
Molecule: messenger RNA, 2616 nt
Organism: Etheostoma spectabile (orangethroat darter)
Lineage: Eukaryota; Metazoa; Chordata; Actinopteri; Perciformes; Percidae
Gene: sqor
Product: sulfide quinone oxidoreductase
Exons: 10
Coding region: 198-1514 (438 amino acids)
Cellular component (GO): mitochondrion
Molecular function (GO): FAD binding; sulfide:quinone oxidoreductase activity
Source: RefSeq, a predicted model, not a curated record